UUCAUUUGUGAGACCUUUAGGACUUCUGUAGGAAUGUCCUUGUACCCAAAAUGCAGUACGGAUUCCACUAAAUCGAAAAUAAAUCCAUUUAAACAUACUGUGGACAUGGGAAUGAAAUUCAGGCCUUAAAGGUAACAGCAAGGGUAUAUCAGUGUGCAUGCACAGUGUUAUACGAGGUACAUCUGGAAUGCCGCAACAGAUGCAGGGUGUAAAUCUGGAGAACAUGGGGUGGUGUACAUCCAUGGUAUUACAGGGGGUGCACUGGUGUACAUCAGGAGUGCUGCAGUGGCUGCGCUAGUGUACACUGGAGCGCUGCAGUGGGGUGUACCAGUGUAAAUCCAGAGUGCUGCGGGAUUGCAUUGCCGUUUCUGCACUGUUGUGAUUGUUUACUGUGGGGAUUGCACUGUGAUUAAUCUUUCUGCGGGAGUUGCGUGUCCUGGGCGCUGCAUGGUGUGGCGUGCAGCUUCCAGACAUUCUCCUGCGAGUCCUCGGAGCAGCCAGCGGUCGGCCAGCUCGCCGCCGCCUGUGUGAGUGCAGAAAGUGGAGCAGCGGCUGGGUGUCCGCUCCGGUUCGGUCGGCACAAAGUCUGGUUUAGCGGUGUCAAGACUGCCGGGCGUGGAUGUGGUUGAUGCUGCUGUGCUGCACCUGGAGGGACGAUCGGAUGGGAGAGGAGGAGGGGGGAUGUUUGCCUUGCUGUGCGGGAUGUGGCCGGUCCAUCUAUGAUGGUCAGUACCUUCAGGCUCUUAAUACAGACUGGCACAACGCCUGCUUCAGGUGUUGUGAGUGUAACAUUUCACUCACUCAUUGGUACUAUGAGAAGGAAGGCCGGCUCUACUGCAAGAAGGACUACUGGGCUCGGUUUGGGGAGCUGUGCCAUGGCUGCUGUGAGCGGAUCACUAAAGGGCUGAUCAUGGUCGCUGGGGAACACAAGUAUCACCCAGAAUGCUUUACAUGUCUGAAGUGUGGUGCAUUUAUUGGAGAUGGCGACACCUAUGCAUUGGUAGAGCGCUCUAAACUCUACUGUGGUUGCUGCUACUACCAUACGAUAGUCACACCCGUCAUUGAUCAGAUCCUUCCAGACUCGCCGUGUGCUCGCAUUCCACACACUGUUACGUUGGUUUCAAUCCCAGCCUCAACAGAGGGGAAGCGAGGCUUCUCUGUGUCCAUUGAUCAGCCCUGCAGUCCCAGGAGUUGCUCUUCAGAGCACGCACACACCGUACGGGUCAAAGAGGUUGAUACGGACUGCAUCAGUCCAGAUGUGAAAAACUCCAUUCACGUUGGUGAUAGGAUUCUGGAAAUCAAUGGAACACCAAUCAGGAAUGUGCCUCUAGAUGAGAUUGAUCUUCUGAUCCAGGAGACCAGCCGUUUGCUUAAGUUAACCAUAGAACAUGACCCACAUGACCCAAUGCUGGAGAAUCAAGUGGACGCGAUCAGUCCGAUGUCGGACAUCUACAGCCCACAGAGACAAAGUGCCCCAAAUGGAGAUGAUAGCACAGUCAAAAAACGUCCCAUCAUGAGGAGCUGUAGUAUUGAUAAAUCUCCCAGCACUGGAUCACCUGUCUCUCAAAAGAAAGACUUGGGCCGCUCCGAGUCCCUGCGAAUCGGCACCAUGACACAUCGGAUCUUCCGUCCCUCUGACCUGAUCCAUGGCGAAGUGCUGGGAAAGGGCUACUUCGGCCGGGCCAUUAAGGUGACACAUAGAGAGACUGGAGAGGUCAUGGCAAUGAAGGAACUGAUCCGAUUUGAUGAGGAAACUCAGAGGACCUUUCUGAAAGAGGUUAAGGUGAUGCGCUGUCUCGACCACCCGAAUGUUCUCAGGUUCAUUGGUGUCCUUUAUAAAGACAAGAGGCUGAACUUCAUUACAGAGUACAUCAAAGGUGGAACACUGAGAAGCAUUAUCAAAGAUUUAGACACUCCAUUGCCAUGGGAUCACCGAGUGAGCUUUGCCAGGGACAUUGCUGAGGGAAUGUCCUAUCUGCAUUCCAUGAACAUUAUCCACCGAGAUUUGAACUCUCAUAACUGUCUUGUGCGAGAGAAUAAAACUUUAGUAGUGGCAGAUUUUGGAUUAUCUCGACUGAUGGUUGAUGAUAAGAAGCAGGAAAGCCAAUCCACCAUGAGGAAACAGGACAGGAAGAAGCGCUACACUGUGGUGGGAAACCCUUACUGGAUGGCUCCAGAGAUGAUCAAUGGGAAAAGCUAUGAUGAGAAAGUUGAUAUCUUUUCAUUUGGGAUUGUGCUAUGCGAGCUGAUUGGUAGAGUGAAUGCAGACCCAGAUUACCUGCCCAGGACAACAGACUUUGGUCUGAAUGUCCCGGUUUUCUUGGAUCGAUACUGUCCUAAGGAAUGUCCAGCGGCCUUCUUCCCGCUGGCAGUCAUGUGCUGUGACCUGGAUCCUGAGAAAAGGCCAUCCUUUAUGAAGUUGGGGCAGUGGCUUUUAGCCCUGAAGCUGCAUGUGGAGAUGCACCUCCCGCUCACCUCUGACCUGGAACAGAUCGAUCAAUCCUUCUUCCAGAAUCAUUCGAGGAGCAAGGAGAAGCUUCUGCAACCCAUGUGAGAGGGCUGUACUGAGCAGGAAGCUGAAUCAUCACAGUGUAAUCCACCAGCAUGCUGAUGUUCAGCUGACCAACUUCACUUAACCACACAUUUCACCUGCAUGCAGGGUACAACCAACCCUGCUGGUGCACAGCUGCUGUUUAAUAAUCCUGCAGGGUGACCCUUCAGCUUUUAACAUUUCACGGGACAGCAAAACUCAACCAUCCACAUUCAGCUGGACGUAGAAAGUGUACAGUAAAUAAGACCGGUGUAAUUGGCUGUUUCCACAGGAGCAUUCCUGGAGCUUUGGUGUGCAAGCCAGAUAUUCAACUCUUUGAAUGCAUUCUGCAGUUAGUGUUGGUAUAGAGUUGCUGCUCAAAUGCUGAAUAUAGAAAGAUGUGCUUUGGAGUAUGAGUAAAAAGCAUUUUAGCACUAGUACUCAACUCCUAGCAAGCAUGGAUUUGCAGUAGAAAAGUGCCCCAAACUUGGCAGUCUUGUUAAUAAGAGGGGCCACAGGAUGGUUGGCAUGAGAACUGUAAAGUUGCCAUGCUGUAUGUUACUGUUUGGAUUGGGCAGUGUAAGAUGUUAUCCUGCACAUGGUGUGCCUGAACUGGGAGCAUAGUGUGAAAGCAUUCCAUUCCAAGCACUACCAUCCCUCAUCUUGACAAACUUAGAAACCAGCAUUAGGCAUCCCAUAGAGUGACAAUUUGGAAGCAAUUAAUGGGGAACCACAGCAAUUAUGUACUAUGAUUUAGAAAAGUUGUUUAAUUGAAUGGUUUGAAGAUUAUAGUGAAAAAUUGUAACUUGCCACACAACAUUUGGUGAAGAGCUGCUACUUAAGAUUCAAGGUCUUUAAUGAAUCAAGUGGUCAGUUACUUAAAGGAGUUGUCUGAAUGGAAGUUCCAAAACAAUAACCACCUCAAAUUUGGGAGCUCUGAGGUUUAUUAUCUGUGAGUCACUUGCAUUGUGCCUGCAAACUUGAUUGAGAUUGAGCCCCUCCAGACCUAACCCUUCUAGUUUCUUCAACCUUCUUUACUUCCCCUGUUUCUACACAGUCUCAUCAAUCUGUCUUUGACCUCCUGUUCUCAUUGACGUAACCCACUGUUUUAAAAUCCACAGCCCCUUAUUUUUCAGUCUAUUUUAUACAUUCCUAUUUGAAACUGGAUUUAUUUACAUUUUUGUUUACAUUUUGGUUUUUGGAUGCCUGUAGGUCUCAUUCUUCUGCUUCUCAGCAUGCAUGUUUCACCAUUUUAUUGGUAUUAAUCUUACUCCUAUUAUUAAUCCAUUCUGCUUCGAAUCUGUUUCAGCUCUAUGAUGAGCAACAGCCAUUUUUAUUAUCCAACCACACAUUACAGGAUGUCCAACAUUUCUGGGGGAAAUGAAGUCUAGCAAGGUUCAAACCUGGAUUCUGGUGUGGAGAGCCUCUGGCAGAGCAAUAGAAGUCCUCAAACGUUUUCUAUUGUUAAUGGUCCUGAUUCUAGAAACCGUGGCUGCCAGGCAUCACCUUUCACACUUGCACGCAUGCAUUCUGAUUAAAAUUCCCAAAAGCUGUUUUUUUUGUGUUUUGUUCUUCGGCCUGAAUGUUUCUGGUUCUGUAAUUUUCAUAAUUCUUGCUCUUUAAACAUCUAUUCAGGAUUGUGCAUUAAUUCUCCUUUUCUACCUCAGAUUAACAUCUACAUUGUGCUUGGUCUGAUUUUUGUUUCUUAAACUUUCAAGUUCUCUACCCCCUCCCCAUGUUCAUACUGUUUACUAAUCACAGUACUUGUUUUGAACUGGUGGACAAAGACAAGUUAAGAUCAAGUACUUGUCAUAAACAAGAAGCUGCAUUUUAAGAACUGGGUGUUGCAUCGCUCACCUCAAACCUUGGCUGUAACCCACCUGGAGUGAAAAAGUUAAAUCUCUCUGACCAAGUACAUUUGCCAACACAGUCCUGCAGUACACAACUGCUGCAAUUGAAAAUUCUUGCCCUCAGUGGCUGGAGAUUGAGAUUGGGUCAAAUCACAAAGUGAAAAACUAUUUGGGGAGCUUUACACUAACCCAUGUUGUAUUAGACCUGAUAAUUGGUAGCUUUAAAAGGAAAGUUGCUUUCCAAACAUUAAUCUGUGAUUACUGUACAUUCCCAGUUAUCUGAGAUGCAGUCCAAUGAAGCUUUGACUUUGAUUCUUCAGGUGAAAUAGUUAACAGGAACAAAUCCUUGAAGCAUUGCUUAUCAAUAACCAAAAUCGGGAGACUCUUCCAGGACACCCAAGAAAAAAAAAUACACACGGCUCUUUGCACCUCAUAACUCUUAAAUAUUGGACCAUAAUUUGAUUGUGAGAAUAUUAAUUAUAAAAUGUUCAUAUCCUGUCUCUGCAACCAAACAGUAGUGAACACGAAUAAGACUUCCAGUAAAACCUACAUAUAGGGAUGUUUUACAAACACAAGGCAGAUAAAUCCAUAGAUGUCUCUUCGUGCUAAGCUGCUGACAGGUGUGAACUUUAUUAGUUAAUGCGAUAAGAUUGUGGGCAUGAAGUCUAUGUAGAAUUACUGAUGAGAUGGUCUCCAUUCCAGGGAGAGAAAAUGUGCAUCUCUGCCAACCACUUCUUUGCUGAUAAACCAGUCUGACCAACCAGUUUAUUGAUGGUCUGUCAGCUGAGAAUUGGAAAAUUAGGAUUGGGGAUUCCAACAAAUUGUUCUUAGUCAAAAAAAAUUGUUUCAAAGUUACCAAGGAUUUAUGACGUGGUGACACUAUGUUAAUCCUGCAGGAACAUCAUUAUAUACAUAAAGGAUUUUGCAUUAAAUGCUAUCCACUGUUUUAAAAACUUUAACACCUUUAAAUAUUCCACUUUCAAAUUAUCCAAAAAUAGUACUGAUUAUGGAGCAGCUCUGUCUUAGACAGGAUGUUACAUAUGGUACAGUAGAUUACCAGUAUAUCGCAGAGCCCAGAUUGGAGUCCUGGUCCUGUGCUGAAUCGGCACCAGGACAUUAUAAUUGGCUUCUGUGUUCCUUUAGGAAUGGUGAGUGACUUGAUUAAUCUUUUGUAUUCCUAAUGUGUCCAUCUGGUAGUCCAUGCUUCAAAUUGCUUUAUGUGUGGACUGUGGUUGGUUGGAACAGGAUUAAACUCUUGAUUGCAUUGCCACCCAUGGUUAAUUAGUCCCUUGACAUUCAUUGUCUCAAUUCCUCCAUAAAGAACACAGCUUGGGCUGUUGGCAGAUGUUGAUCCACCCCCCAGCAUUUUGGUGCCUUCAGUGGUCAAGGGAGAAACCUCUAUGAAAAUGCAGCAAUGUUAUUUGCCAUAAUGAUGCUGUCAAUUUUGUACUGAAACUUUACACUAUUGUAGAGGGCCAUGCCCAGACAAAAGGAAUAUGUUAUUUGUAGAGUAAAAAGAUAAAUGAUAUUCAUUUUAAGUGUGUCAGUCUUAACCAGGUGAAACCCUUAAUCUUGCCAUCAGAAUGUUUGAGACCAGGUGAACACCACUGUAAAACCUGCAAUGUAAGCCUCAUCACACUAAGUUGUUCUGUGCCUUGUUUAGCCAGAGCUGCCAAGGACCAGUGAUUGGCUUGUUGUUCAUGAACUUAAAACCUGCAUUUCCUAAAAUAUGUUAAUUUAUUGUUUCUGUGAAUUCAGUUUUUGUUCAUUUGUUUACUUCUCAUGUUUAUGUUGUGAAAUUCAAGCUGUGAACAUGGUGCACUUUAAACACAGGAGGCUGACUUUGACAGCAAGUCUGUAACGUAUUAUAACGGGGAAAUGGAAUAAAACCAGCUUCAUCUCGA
Pristis pectinata (smalltooth sawfish) is the source of this 6284-nucleotide messenger RNA. RefSeq names its product LIM domain kinase 1a (gene limk1a). Gene Ontology annotation, molecular function: protein serine/threonine kinase activity; ATP binding; protein binding. The record is from RefSeq and is a predicted model, not a curated record. Gene Ontology annotation, cellular component: cytoplasm; neuron projection; nucleus. Gene Ontology annotation, biological process: actin cytoskeleton organization; protein phosphorylation; positive regulation of stress fiber assembly. NCBI's taxonomy places the organism in Eukaryota, Metazoa, Chordata, Chondrichthyes, Rhinopristiformes, Pristidae. The transcript has 16 exons. The coding region runs from base 620 to 2554 and encodes 644 amino acids.